AUGCCCGAGACUGACACAAGAGCCCUCGACCCGUUAUCUCAAACAAACUUUAACUUACACAAGUCGCACGCAGAUUUCCAAUGGCUGCUGGGACCCGGCCCCCUGCGGAAACUGCUCUCGUUAGCUCUCAUUACCCGCUUCCUGCGAGCGCAGGGCUGGCGGCGGACGGAGGACGAGCUCCGCAGCGCGGAGGCAGCUGUGGGUGCCAGUACCCCAGAGAAGAGGAGCCCUCAAGAGCUGCCCCGGCCAGGAACGGAGACGGCAUCAAUGUGGGUGGAUGCCGUCUCCCUGCGGAGCUUCGGCCGCCGCAAGUCCUGGCUGGUGCCCACGCAGUACAUCCUGGGGCUCUUCAUGAUCUACAUGUCCACCCAGGUGGACCUGCUGCUGGGCGACGGGGAGGGCCGGGGCCCCAACGUGGUGGCCCUCACUGGGACUUUCUUCUUCUUUGAGUUCCUGGCGGCGACGCAGGACAUCGCGGUGGACGGCUGGGCCCUGACCAUGUUGUCCAGGGAGAACGUGGGCUACGCCUCCACCUGCAACUCCGUGGGCCAGACGGCCGGCUACUUCCUGGGCAAUGUCCUCUUCCUGGCCCUCGAGUCGGCCUCCUUCUGCAACAAGUACCUGCGGUUCCAGCCCCAGCCCCAGGGGAUUGUUACCCUCUCAGAUUUCCUGUUUUUCUGGGGAGCUGUCUUUUUAAUUACCACUACACUGGUUGCCCUUUUGAAAAAAGAGAACAAGGAACUAACGCCAACAAAAGAAGAAACAAAAGGCAUCACUGAUACAUACAGGCUGCUAUUCUCAAUAAUCAAGAUGCCGGCAGUUCUUACGUUCUGUCUCUUGAUUCUCACAGCAAAAAUUGGCUUUUCGGCAGCAGAUGCUGUAACGGGACUCAAACUGGUGGAAGAGGGAGUCCCGAAAGAGCACUUAGCUCUGCUAGCGGUUCCAAUGGUUCCCUUACAGAUAAUACUGCCUCUGAUUAUCAGCAAAUACACAGCAGGCCCCCAGCCACUGAACACGUUUUACAAAGCUAUGCCUUUCAGAUUACUGCUUGGUCUGGAAUUUGCUUUUUUGGUAUGGUGGACUCCUACAGUAAAACAUGAAGGAGGAUUUCCUGUCUACUACUAUGUUGUAGUAUUGUUGAGUUAUGCUUUACAUCAGAUCACGCUGUAUAGCAUGUAUGUUGCAAUAAUGGCUUUCAACGCCAAGGUCAGCGACCCGCUGAUUGGAGGGACCUACAUGACACUCCUAAAUACUGUGUCGAAUCUGGGAGGGAACUGGCCUUCCACCGUUGCACUCUGGCUUGUGGACCCACUCACGGUGAAAGAGUGUGCAGGAGCCCAGGAACAGUCCUGUGGAACUACAGUUGCGGCAGAACUCUGCACAAAAGCUGGCGGUUCCUGUGUUACUACCUUGGACGGUUACUACGUGGAGUCUGUCAUCUGUGUCAUUCUGGGAUUUGGCUGGUGGUUCCUGCUUGGGCCAAAAUUUAAAAAGCUGCAGGAUGAAGGACAGUCUUCGUGGAAGUGCAAGAGGACCAAUUGAUGCAGUUUAAAUAUUCAUGGACUAGCAAGGUCAUUUUAGUUUUACUACAAGGACAUAUCCCAUAAUCAAUAAACAGGAAUAUAGGUAUUUUUAAAGGCCACGUCACUGAAAAAAUGGGUGGCUGAGACAGUGGUAUGUUUGUAUGUGAUACCACUUGCCUUCCCAAUAUCAAAUGUAAGUUCAGAAAGUAAUCAUUAAAAAACGGCACCUAUGUACUACAUACCUGUCCCCGAGCUCCAGCUUCAGAGCCGUGGCCGCUGGUGCCGCCAGCGUCUGGAUUUCCAUAUAGCAACUAUGGAAAAGCUAAUUGUGCCAUGUCUGUCGAAACAGCAGCAUUGUCAGCUAAGUUCCAGCUCUUUAUUUUCAAACA
Charadrius vociferus (killdeer) is the source of this 1912-nucleotide messenger RNA. It is a transcript of the gene SLC33A1, whose product is annotated as solute carrier family 33 (acetyl-CoA transporter), member 1. The coding region runs from base 1 to 1542 and encodes 513 amino acids. The record is from RefSeq and is a predicted model, not a curated record. The transcript is spliced from 7 exons. Gene Ontology annotation, molecular function: acetyl-CoA transmembrane transporter activity. NCBI's taxonomy places the organism in Eukaryota, Metazoa, Chordata, Aves, Charadriiformes, Charadriidae. Gene Ontology annotation, cellular component: membrane.